Messenger RNA from Pseudopipra pipra, 2847 nucleotides. Its product is annotated as deoxycytidine kinase 2. Gene Ontology annotation, cellular component: cytoplasm. The transcript has 6 exons. The coding region runs from base 732 to 1799 and encodes 355 amino acids. Lineage: Eukaryota; Metazoa; Chordata; Aves; Passeriformes; Pipridae. Gene Ontology annotation, molecular function: deoxynucleoside kinase activity. The record is from RefSeq and is a predicted model, not a curated record.
CGGGCCGGUCCCGGUGCCAACACUCGGCCCGCACCGACAGCGAGGGGCUCUGGCUGCACAGAGAGGUGUGUGGGAACUAGCACUUACCAGCUUCAAAUGCUGACGCUACCCCACGUGAAACAAUCUGCUCGCUUCGGUCACUGAAGCCUGGUGUGUUUGGAGGAGAUGGGGAGAGAAGAGACAAUGGGUCACAAUUAUCAUAAAAGAAAGGAAAAGUUUACUCCCUCCCGUCUCCUCCAAACACACCAGACCUGGCUACAUUUCACCCUGAAUCUCGUAGUUAGAGGCAGGAGUUACAGGAGUAACUCACCAUCUAAGAAUCCUCCAUGCCCUCUCCUUCCACUGGAAAGAACAAGCAGCUCACGUUUCAACUUGCCCACGCAGGGGGUAGGGGACUCGUGCCCAGAGGUGAGCAGGCUCCAUAAAGCCGCUGACACGGGUUAUUUGGAGCCCAGAAGCUGCUCAGAGCUGCCUCUGGAUGAACAUCAUUCAUCCAUGCGUGCUUCUUCUCCAGUCAGUACCAAAAAGGUCUGCAAACCUACACGGCCUCAUCUCUCAUGUAAGUCCUUGAGGUAUUUACUUUAAAAACACCGAUCUGGACCACUAACAACUACCGAACUGCCACAGCUGGAGGAUUUUUGAAAAACGAAAAAAACCAAACCAAAACAAAAAAACCCCGCAUACUCAGGAUACUUCUGUAAAUCGAGCACACGGUGCAGUCGUUUGCACUAAUGCAAAUCUGCUCAGUGAGUGGAACCGCAUUAGUCACUUCCCGCACAAAGCUGCCCUGCCCCAUUUCAGCAGGGCUGAACGCCCAUUUCGGAAUCCCGCGGCGGCAGGAGCGGGGUACAAGGGGCGGCGGGAAGGGGCAGCGCCUCCGCCUCUUCCCGGGGAGCGGCCAUCCCGCCCACCGGCGGGCGGGAUACUUAAAACUGCGCGGGAGCUGCUGGGAACCCCCUGGGCUCCCGCUCCGAAAAGCCAUGUCCACCCCCGCCAAGCGGCAAUGCCGGAGCCCGGCCGGCUCCCUCGACUCCAGCUUCCAGAAGCGCCUCAGGAAAGUUUCCAUCGAGGGGAACAUCGCUGCAGGGAAGUCAACGUUUGUGAGCCUGCUGGAGAAGCACAGCGAUGAGUGGGAGAUCAUUCCCGAGCCCAUCGCCAAGUGGUGCAAUGUCCAGACAACCGAGGAUGAGUAUCAGGAACUUUCAACAUCUCAGAAGAGCGGAGGAAAUCUGCUUCAAAUGCUGUACGACAAACCCACAAGAUGGGCUUACACCUUUCAGACUUAUGCUUGCUUGAGCCGAGUAAGAGCACAGUUAAAACCAGUCUCAGCAAAGCUACAGGAAGCAGAACAUCCAGUGCAAUUUUUUGAGAGAUCUGUGUACAGUGACAGAUAUGUAUUCGCUUCUAACCUGUUUGAGUCUGGGAACAUUAAUGAAACAGAGUGGUCUAUUUAUCAGGACUGGCACACAUGGCUCUUGAAUCAGUUUCAAUCAGAUAUAGAACUGGAUGGCAUGAUCUACCUCAGAACCACACCCCAGAAAUGCAUGGAAAGGCUACAGAUGAGGGGAAGAGAAGAGGAACAAGGAAUUGAGCUUGAGUAUUUGGAAAACCUCCACUAUAAACAUGAAACCUGGCUCCAUGAAAGGACUAUGAGAGUUGAUUUUGAGAACCUUAAAGAGAUUCCUAUUCUAGUUUUGGAUGUUAAUGAAGAUUUUAAAAAUGAUGAGAUUAAACAGGAGUACCUGAUCGAUAAGGUAAGUAGCAAAUAUUGUUUCUCUGUAUCUGCUUUUCUUCUGUAGUUAUCAAUUUACAUUCUUAAAAUUUGUGAUGAAAUGCUUGUAAAAUCAUUCUCCUUCGAGAUCUUUCUGCCCCCUCACACAACACAUCUGACAAAGGUUAUACACAGGGCUCAGUUUCCUGAAGAGUUCCAAAUGCAUGAAAUAAGACUUCCAAGUAGAGUUGGGAAGAAAAGUAAACAGCCAUUUGAGGAAACAAGGUGGCAGUAAAGAGGUCACUUGAGUUAAAAUGGUGUUUACCAGUUCCAAGGAAAGGCAAGCCUUAGGGAGUAAAUGCUGGAGCAGUGUGUUGUGUGCCCAGGCUGUGGCAAAAAAAAAAAAAAAAUAACCAAAACUCCUUAAAAGCAUGGGGAUGUGCUCUUCUACCAAACCCUCCUCCAUCUUGUUCUGGGUCAUCAAUUUGAGAUUACUGCAGAAUGACUCCUUCAAGCCAAACCUAAUCCCCCCCAUUAAACAGCUCAAAAUAAACCAGGAAGGGGAGUGCAAUGUUCAGUUGUGGAGGUAUUUCUUAUUAUAUCCUCAUAGACACCAGCAAUUAACAGCUUAGAGUUCUGUACAGACUACACUCAGACAUGCCACCUUUAACCUUGCCCCUCUAAAAGGCCACUAGCAUUUCAGGUCAUGAAUUAAAAAUGUAGGGGCAAAACAUCCUUGGAAACUGUAUAGUAACAAACUAUUUGUUUCCAAACAAAGGGAAAAGCCUGGUAUUUCAGCUUUUAAUACAUCAAAUAUUAUAUAUACUUUUUUGGUUUUGACAGGUCAAGUCUUUCCUGACUUCUUAAGAAGAUGAAAAUUAAUUCAAACAAGUCCCUGAAGUUCCAGAUUUAGACUUAACAAUCAGUGUGUUCAAGAAUUUACUUUAACCAAAUGCAUUACCUGUAUAGCUUAUUUUAAAGCAAGACCAAAACGUAAAAUAUCAUUUUGGUUUUUUUCCCUUGUCUGACUUGUGUGAGUUUGAUAGUUUUCUGUAUAGCUAAAACUAACAAAUAUGGGGCGCUUUGAUAAUGUUUUUCCUGUGUAUUCUCCACUGUUUAAUAAAGAUUUAAAAGUC